AUGUCUAAUAUUAAAAUAUCUACUUUAAGUCCAUCAAUUAGUCUAAAUAAUAAUAAUAACAAUAGUACUACUAAAAUUUCCUCAAUUGCAGUUCAAUUAAAAUUAAAUAAUGAUAUAAUUCAACAAAUUAAAGAAUUUAAUAAACAAACUGGUUUUACUACUGUCAGAUUAAUAGUUAAAGAUGGUAAAUAUUUCAUAAAAGUUUCAGAAGAAUUACAAUUUCCAUGUUUAAAAGUACCUGAAAAUUUAAAUGUUGAUAUUUAUUCAUUGAAUACUACUAAAUCAAAUAAAUCAAAUUUUAAUUAUAAUGGUAGAGUAUUAACCAAAUUAACGGUUAUAACGGAUUCAAAAAGAAUAAAUCAAUUAAAAAAUUCUAAAUCUCAAAUUUCAUCGCCAUAUUUAUCGUCGAGUCCCAAAUCAUUUUCAAGUCCUAAAUUUAAUUCAAAUAAUCCUUCAGUAAAUCCAAGUCCAAUAAUAACUCCAUUUUCUUCUCAAAAUUCAACACCAUCUUUUUCACCUGUAAAUCCACCAAAUAAUCAUAAAAAAGAAAAAUCAAUUACCCCAAUACCAUCAUUAAGUGAUACAUUAUCAAUAUAUUCACUGAAAUUUAAAACAAAUCCAUUUAAAAUAGAAGAAAAUGAAUUAGAAUCUCAAAUAUUGAAAAAAUUAUUAUAUUUAGUUGCAUUAGGUCCAAUAUCCUUAAAAAAUAUAAUUAUUUUAUUAGAAUACAAACAAAUUGAAGAUUGGCUACUGAAAUAUUGUCAAAUUUAUAACAAAAAUGAUUCAUUUAUUCAAAAUGAUAAAUUUCCGUAUAUUGAAACAAAUGAAGAUCAAGAUAAAUAUAUUUUAAAAGAUAAAUCAUAUAAAGAUAUAAUUCCUUUAAAUUGGGAAAAAUAUGAUGAUUAUGAAAGAAAUUCAAUUAUAAAAAAUAUCAACAAUGCAUUAACCAGACUAGGAUAUUCAAAGACUCAUCCUUUAAGAAAUAAGAUCACUCAAGUUCAAAAUUCAUCAGAUAUUUCUCAUAAUGAAGGUAAAGUCUCAAAACUUGGUGGAGGAUUCUUAAUAAGUAAAAAUAGUAAACUGAAAAAGAAAAUUGUCAGUGAUUCUGGAAGUGAACGAACUAGUCCUUCAGUAUCUAAUGUAUCUACACCCAUAAAUACUCCAUCGAGUACUCCUUUAAUGAAGCAUUCAUCACAAUUUAUAAGUCCAACGAAGCAAGAGGAAAGUAAGCUACCUAUUUCAUCAUCUGAAUUAUCGCAGAAUUCUACAAAAUUGAAUAGAUCAGCCACAAUUUCUCCGUCCAUUUCCGAAAAAUCAGCUUCAUCAUCAUCAUCAUCUAAAAAAUCAGUCAGUAGAUCUGACCAUAAUGAUAAUACCCAGGAAAAAAUAAGAAAAGAACCAUCGACGAUAAAUCAAUCACCUACAAAGAGUCAAAAACUUUCUUUACCAGCAAGAUCUAAUUCACCAUUAAAAAUUACAAAACCAGAGUUACCAAAACGUCUUGCAUCACCAAUGAAAACCAGUGAGUCUAAGGAUAAACUUACCAUUGCAAUAAAUAAAGAUGUCGCAGUAAAAAUAAAAUCACAAACAUUGGAGACUUCAAAACAUGAACCAAAUACUUCAUCAUCAACAGUAAUUCCAUCAUCUGCUUCCUCAGCACUUUCUGAGACUUUCAGUGAGAUUCAAGAAAAUUUAAAAAGAAGAAGAUUAUCAAACGUUUCAACUUCAUCAACCAAUUCAAAUAACUCGUCAAUAUUGCUGAACAUUUCCGAUGAAGAAUAUUCUAUUGGUCAUAAAAGAAGUAAAUCGAUAACUUAUACAUCUCCGCCAUCAUCAUGUGAAGACGAAAUGAUUAUGCCUGUUACAAUAUCUUUACCUAGGAAAUUUAAGUACAAAACUAGAAAUGAUAAUAUAAUUAAUGAGGAGUCAAAUUCAAAAAUAAAUGACGAGAUCAUUGAAUCUAAUGAAAUUAGUUCUCCGCCAACAACUAAUACAAAACCUAGUAAACAGAAAUUUUAUGUGCAUAAUACUUCCAGUAAUAUAAUUGAACCUACAUCAAAUACUAAUUCUGAAUCAAUUAUUGACAAUAAAAUUAAAAAAGGGAAAAAAGAUGAUGAUUCAACUAAACUCAAAAACACUUCAAAAAAUAUCCAAAAAUUACUGACUGAUACUGAUACCAAAAAAAUUACCAAGAAUGAUUCAACAGUACAAUCUCCAAAAUUCAUGUCAUUUAAAUCAUAUAUUAGUGGUAACAAUACUCCAUCAAAUUCAAGAAAAGGUUCAGUCUCACCUAUUAAAGAACUGUCUAAAAUAGUGUCUAACCCAGUUAAAACUAUUCCGAGCCAAUCAUCAUUACCAUCAUUAUCAGUUCGACCAGCUCAAAAUAAUUCAAAAGAAGCUUCAAGUCUAGAAUAUCAACUGAAAGAUCCAAAGAAAAUUCCUACAACAUCACCAAAACAAGAAUCGAUUUUUUCAAAAUCUAUAUCGAGCUCCAAACCCUUGGAAGAAUCCAACACAAUCAAACUUUCUGAAUUACCUAAAAACCCACAACAAGAUCGUUCGAAACAAAAUGAAACUCUUAAAUCAUCAAAUUCACUACCAGCUCGUCCAAGCAGAACUAUUUCAUCACCAAAACCAUCCACAACUACAUCUACAAUAUCUACAACUACCUCACCAAAAUCAUCAACUAAUACAUCAACUAAUACAUCACCAAAAUCAUCAACUAAUACAUCAACAAUUAAACGUCCAACUGGUCCAAAAGCCAGACCUACUGGUCCUUCAAGACCUUCAGAGGAUAUUAGAGAUAGAGCAAGAGAUAAAAGAGAUCGUAGAACCGAUCAUUAUAUUCCUCCUCCACCUCCUCCACCAUCAACAUCCAUUAAGCGUUCAAAUCAACAUUUCCAUAAUGAUAGAGAUCAAGACAAGUUUGAAGAUAAUUUUGAUGAUAAAUAUAAUGAAAGUAAGUAUAAUAAUGAUAGAUAUGAUAAUAGAAGAUUUAACAACAAAAGAAAUAAAUUAAUGAAUUACUAA
Molecule: messenger RNA, 3030 nt
Organism: Lodderomyces jiufengensis
Lineage: Eukaryota; Fungi; Ascomycota; Pichiomycetes; Serinales; Debaryomycetaceae
Exons: 2
Coding region: 1-3030 (1009 amino acids)
Source: RefSeq, a predicted model, not a curated record